UAGCUCAGCCGGUAGAGCGCGUGGCUUUUAACCACGUGGUCGUGGGUUCGAUUCCCACAGACGGCGCGUUUUGAGGUCGACAAGUGACCGACUUUUUCCUUUUUUGGUGGAAAAGUGACCGACUUUUUCGAUUUAUUUACGUACGAGUUAAAAUUAUUUUUUCUUGGGAUUCGGGAAGCUGGGUCCGGGCUCCGGAGUGCGGGUCAAAGAAGAUAUGCUGAUUCAGUGCUUCGCCUCAGCACCAUACCUCCAUGAACCUCAUCAUCACACCCUCCAUCGCACCCUCACGAAAUCGCCAUCCUCGCCGUUCGUCUCUGCAACCUGUCCUUCCUCGUCUUCUUCUUCCUCUUCUUCAACGGCGAUAUCCAGAAGAAGAGAAAUCUUAUUACUGUCUAUCACAACCGCCACUUGUUCUAUCUUACUCCCCGCUCCUCCUUCCAAGUCCGCCGUCAGCACCGACUUCUUUGAACUCCCAAACUCCGGUGGCGUCAAGGCCUUGGACCUCCGCCUUGGUACUGGUGCAACUCCCGACGACGGAGACCAGGUUGCAAUACAUUACUAUGGAAGGCUGGCAGCAAAACAAGGAUGGAGAUUUGAUUCCACCUAUGAUCACAAAGAUAGCAGCGGGGACCCAAUUCCUUUUGUAUUCACGCUUGGGUCUAGGAAAGUGAUUUCUGGAAUUGAAGCAGCUGUCAGAUCAAUGAAAGUUGGAGGUACUCGUCGAGUCAUCAUUCCUCCUUCGCAAGGAUACCAGAACACUUCUCAGGAACCUGUACCUCCUAAUUUCUUUGACAGGCAGAGGUUGUUUACUACCAUUUUCAAUCCCACUCGUCUUGCAAACGGAGAAGGCUCAACACUGGGUACUCUAAUAUUUGAUAUCGAGUUGGUCAGCGUAAGGCAUUAGCAAACUGAACUCCCAUUCUAUAUCAUUGACUUCUAUUCUAUUGCUUCUUCUGAAGUAAGCUGUGUCCAACAAUUCAAUUCGUUUAGCAACCGACUUUCUUGUAUGUAAUUUAUGUAUAGUUGUCCCCAGACUCAGCUCAGCCUGCUGCUGUCUUUAUAGUUAAACUUACAAGAGUCCUGCAUGGUGAUGAUUGAUGGUUUGCAAGUUGAAUAUGAAAUGUACAUGCUCCUAAGUGUUUUUAAUUGUUGGAAAUGAUGGAGAAUCAGGGGGAAUCCAGUUUAAAGUUCCC
This is a messenger RNA of Rubroshorea leprosula, 1193 nucleotides long. NCBI's taxonomy places the organism in Eukaryota, Viridiplantae, Streptophyta, Magnoliopsida, Malvales, Dipterocarpaceae. The record is from the annotation of a GenBank genome assembly.